This is a messenger RNA of Trichoplax adhaerens, 1797 nucleotides long. RefSeq lists its product as uncharacterized. Gene Ontology annotation, molecular function: magnesium ion binding; phosphopyruvate hydratase activity. Gene Ontology annotation, cellular component: phosphopyruvate hydratase complex. NCBI's taxonomy places the organism in Eukaryota, Metazoa, Placozoa, Uniplacotomia, Trichoplacea, Trichoplacidae. The coding region runs from base 1 to 1797 and encodes 598 amino acids. The transcript has 11 exons. Gene Ontology annotation, biological process: glycolytic process. The record is from RefSeq and is a predicted model, not a curated record.
AUGGCUAGCACUACUUUAUUACGUGAUUAUGAACGAAAGCAAAAUGCAGUUCAUUAUUUUAAAGAAAAUGAUGUACCUAAGAGAUUAGAAGAAUUACUGAAUAAGAUUUUAGAAGAUGAACCAGAGGACAUAUUUGGAUAUAUGGCUGAACACUUUAGCCAACUGGCAAAGCUUGCCGUUAUCAACAAUAUAAAAGCGGAAGAAGUUUACGAUAAUAAAGGAAAUCUAACUGUUCAAGUGUCCAUUUGCUGCAAAAUCAAUGGAAUAGAAAAGGCAAUAGCUUCAAGUUGUGUUUAUGUAUCCGGAGGAUCCAGCAAUCACGAACGACGCCAUCAUAAUGGUAAAAAAAGUAGUACAAAAACUUCAUCUCAUAACAACCAUCAAAUUAUUGAAUGUAAACGGGAUAUUCAACGUGAGCUAGCGUUUAUUAACACAAUUGUUGCCGAAUCGUUACUUGAGAAGAAUCCCGUUAACCAACAAGAAAUUGAUCAAAUUUUAAGAGAGGUAAAAUGUGUAGCAACUACCAAAGAUGAAGAACAGAUAGCAGCAGCAGCUACUACUGCUGCUGAAACUGCUGUGACUAUGGAAGAUGCUUCCGCACCUGGUCGAUCGCAAUCGGAAAGGAAGCGUUCAGCAAAUAAAAUGGGACCCGGUGGUCAUUCUACCAUGGACCGCUAUCAAAGCUCAGAUAAAUUGCUGCACUCACCGACUAUGGCAGUAAUCGAUUACGACAAUCAUAUCUUUGCCACGUCGAUAGCCAUUGCUCAAAGUGCAGGAAUUGCGUCAAGACAACCUACUUAUGCUCAUAUCGAUCAGUUAAUGCAUGGCAAAGCUAGAGAAAACUACGUUAUGCCCAUUCCCUUAUCGAUUGUACUCACUCGUGUAAAGUCAGGCGGAAAAAUAAAAUUUAUUAAAGAUGUCAUGAUUUUUCCUUCGAUUGACAUCCCUUAUGUGGACGGAUUACGAAAUGUAGUCGAAGUUUAUCAACAAUUAGGUCGAUUAAGUAUAAAAACGCCUUUAAACAAACAUAUUACAGAUAUGGGAAGCUAUGCUCCUGUAAUGGAUAAAUUUGAGCAGAUACAUGAUAUGCUGCGUGAUGCUUGCACUCAUGCUCAUUUAGAAUUUGGGAAAGAUAUAUUUAUGGGUAUAAAAUGCGCAUCGGAAGAAAUUUAUGAUACUGAAAAAUCGAGGUAUGAAAAGCAGCAAAACAUUUUCAAAUCAUCGAAGGAAAUGAUUGAUAUGUAUGCUGAUCUCCUUGAGAAAUACCCUGCGUUUAUGAUGAUAAUUGACGCUUUGCAUCCGGACGAUGACAAUUGGGCAGAAGUUCACUCUAGAUUGUCGCAUCGAUGUUAUAUCGUCGGAGAUAGAUUAUAUAACCAUGAUAUCGACAUUAAUGAAAAAUUAAUGAAAAAGUCAAUAACUACAGCAGCGAUCGUGCGGCUUAGUAAAUCCAUGCUCGUGUCUGAUGUUAUUCAGGCCGCAAAUGUAUAUACAUCACAAGAUCAACAUUUGGUUAUAAGUAAUAGCUAUGCACCUGAAGAUUGUAAUUUUGUAGUCGAUUUGGCUGUAGGAGUUGGAGCAAGGUUUUUACAGUUAGGGGGUCCUGGUCGCAGUGAAUGGACAUGCAAAUAUAAUCGACUAGCCGAUAUCUGGAGCAAUCUUCAUAACAACAAUAAACUUAGCCCUAUUCCUAUGCAUACUGUACCAAGGGAAGUCCAGGACGAGCAAGAUCAGUUAUUAGAAUCAAAUCAAGCUAUCGUUUCUGCUAACGAUGCCAAUUUACAAGAAAAAGAAUAA